This is a messenger RNA of Spirodela intermedia, 714 nucleotides long. Lineage: Eukaryota; Viridiplantae; Streptophyta; Magnoliopsida; Alismatales; Araceae. The record is from the annotation of a GenBank genome assembly.
AUGGCGGUGGGGAGCUUCACCCCCGUCUCCUCCUGCUCCCCCGGCAGCAGCAGCAGCAGCACCGGCAACUCCGCCGGUGACGUGGAGGCGCUCUUGGCGGAGGCAGCUGACCUGGUGGCCCUGGAGCAGAUCGCCAGGCUCAACACCGCCCACCUCUCCAGCGAGGCCCUCCUCCCCGCCGACGUUGAGUCCCGCUUCAGCCGCCUCAAGACCUUCCCCGCGGCCGAUCCUCCCCGGAGGUGCUCCUCCUCCGCUGCCCGAGAGCCACCGCCACCCCUCGAGGAAGACCCGCCUGCCGGGGACAAGCCCGACGGCGGAAGGCUCCCGGAGAAGAAGGCAUCAGGCGGCGCCGCCGCCUCGCCGGAACCCUUUUUUCCUUCUCCCUCCCCGUCCAACGCCGGCUCACCGUCGCCGCCACGCCAGCGGCGAGCCUGCUGCUUCGGGUUCUCACCGAGGAAGGGCGGCGCCGCCACAAUGAGGAGGAAGCAGGACGAGGACGAGCGCCACCUGUCGGAGGCCUUCCGCCGUCGGGGGAAGGAGCUAUGGAAGGCGAUGAGGGUGGAGGAGGAGAAGGUGGUGAGGGAGGCGAAGGAGAUGACCCGGUGGAUGAAGCAGGCCUCGGCGGGGAUGACCCUAUCCACCGCCGCCGUCGAGGAGUUGCUGAGCGAUCUGGAGGACGAGGGCAACGCCAAGAAGAAACCCUCCUGUAAGUAG